AUGAGUUUGCAUGGGCUCGGUGUAAUUGGGGCCCAGGUGGCCGCAUCCAUCAAGAGCAACGACGAGAAACAUCCUUCUACCCCUCGAUGUCCAUCGCCCGUGCGCUCCACUCAUUCAAGUCCCUGUCUCAACGAUGCCCACCCACAAGACUUUGACCCGCACGUCGGCGCCAAACCUUCCUCUCCCUUCUAUCGCCAUGGUUCCCCGACCAUCUCCUUCGAGCAACUGGCUUUCUCAACAAAGAUGUCGAGCCGCAACCACAGUCAACUGCGAGACCUCGAGAACGCGGGCCCGUACUCGGCACUGCAAACCGACAGCCCUCGACGAUCGAAGCUGUGGGAGGAAGAGAACCAGCCGCGGACAUGGUUGCAGUCAUUGAGCACCCGUCAAAAGAUGGGACUGAAAGUGAUCGUGGCCGUGGUGACGGUAGGAACCAUGAUUGCCAUCGCAUUGGGGAUUACUGCAGCGGUGGGAGGUGCAGCCUGGAGAUCCGACUCCCAGCACACGGCUGUCGGAGGGUGA
Molecule: messenger RNA, 522 nt
Organism: Penicillium alfredii
Lineage: Eukaryota; Fungi; Ascomycota; Eurotiomycetes; Eurotiales; Aspergillaceae
Exons: 1
Coding region: 1-522 (173 amino acids)
Source: RefSeq, a predicted model, not a curated record